Molecule: messenger RNA, 628 nt
Organism: Tuber aestivum (summer truffle)
Lineage: Eukaryota; Fungi; Ascomycota; Pezizomycetes; Pezizales; Tuberaceae
Source: the annotation of a GenBank genome assembly
AUGCAGCUAACUUUUGAAGUCGGGAGAAACCUAGUGGAUAUCCUGAAGCCCCAGGAGAAAAUGGAGAACCCCCAAGAAUCGGUUGGCCAGAGUGGCCAGUUUAGUGAAUACGGAGAAGUGCGUGUUAUUCUGGUGCGGGAUGAAGAAACACGCGACAGACUUCGAACGGAGCUUGGGAGGUCUUCUUUGGUAUUAACCAUUCUCCAGAGUAAGGGAAUGGAGUUUGAGGAUGUCUUCCUCUUUGAUUUCCUUAGCACAAGCCCGUACAGCCAUAAAUUCACAAUCUUGGAAGAGCUAUUCGAACAAAGGCAUCUUACAGGUAAAAUUUACCCCACAAAAAGUAUUAUUUUGGGGGGAUUGUCUGUCUCAUAAACUAACCCCUUUUAAUUCUCCAAGAUCCAUCUCCAGAAGACCGUUUAGGACCAGCAGGAUGGGAGGGCGAGGCCGGGAAGGGGAGCGAACACGAGCGGGGAGCAAGGCCGGAGCGCAGACACAACCCAUCUGCGCACCCCGGCGGCCAUGUGGGCUGGAUAAAAGAAAAUAUCGUAAGUGGCUAAUACAUUUUGUUGUAAAAGAGAUUCUAAUAGCUUCACAGGUGCUUUGCUCAGAAUUGAAGGUAGUUUUAUAG